Capra hircus (goat) is the source of this 3116-nucleotide messenger RNA. RefSeq names its product ectonucleoside triphosphate diphosphohydrolase 5 (gene ENTPD5). The transcript is spliced from 17 exons. Gene Ontology annotation, molecular function: UDP phosphatase activity; GDP phosphatase activity. The record is from RefSeq and is a predicted model, not a curated record. Gene Ontology annotation, biological process: nucleoside diphosphate catabolic process. Gene Ontology annotation, cellular component: membrane. Lineage: Eukaryota; Metazoa; Chordata; Mammalia; Artiodactyla; Bovidae. The coding region runs from base 487 to 1773 and encodes 428 amino acids.
CCGGCUGAGGGCGGCGGGCGGCCGCGCCGUGGUGGCGCGCGCCCGUGUGCUUAGUUCCUGGUUAACAUAGAAAUGCGGAGUGUCUUGGCCGAAUCCUCACGCAGACAAGAUCAUUAUGGUCCUGGUUGGAAAAGUGAUACAUUAGUUAAAAGAGACAAAGUGGAAAGCCCAGAAGGAAAAGAAAAUAUUGUUCUGGUUGAUCUACAUGACCAGCCUGGCUGCUGCAAAGGAAGAUUCCACCAAAGGGAGUGACUGAAGACGUGAGUAUGAAUCUGGCCCGGCAGCUGACCUGUUGCAGUGGUUUCCUUUAAGAUUCUAGAGACAAGUUUCCUUUGAGAUUCUACAAUUUGCUGUCCUUAGACAAUAGCUUUCAUUCUUCACUGAAGGAUAGAAGUUCAGUCUUGAAGAGUAUUCAAACUGAAGUCACUGCAGGUGUGUUAGCAGCACUGCUUCUGGAACAAAAGACUCACCGCGUCUCGGAAGAGAAUGGCCCUUUCCCAGGGAAUAGCCUUUUUCGUGCUGGUAGCGUCCUGUGUGUGCAGCACUGUCUUCCACAGACAGCAGCAGACUUGGUUUGAGGGGGUCUUCCUGUCCUCCAUGUGCCCGGUCAGCGUCAGCGCCGGCACCUUGUAUGGAAUUAUGUUUGACGCAGGGAGCACUGGGACACGAAUUCAUGUUUACACCUUCGUGCAGAAAAUGCCAGGACAGCUUCCAGUUCUGGAAGGGGAAAUUUUUGAUUCUGUGAAGCCAGGACUUUCUGCUUUUGUAGAUCAACCUAAGCAGGGUGCUGAGACUGUUCAAGAGCUCUUAGAGGUGGCCAAAGACUCAAUCCCUCCAAGUCACUGGAAGAGAACGCCAGUGGUCCUAAAGGCAACAGCGGGGCUGCGCUUACUGCCAGAAGAGAAAGCUGAUGCACUGCUCUUUGAGGUAAAAGAGAUCUUCAAGAAAUCACCUUUCCUGGUACCAGAUGACAGUGUUAGCAUCAUGGAUGGAUCCUAUGAAGGCAUAUUAGCUUGGGUUACUGUGAAUUUUCUGACAGGUCAGCUGCACGGCCACAACCAGGAGACUGUUGGGACCCUGGACCUGGGAGGGGCCUCCACCCAAAUCACGUUCCUGCCUCAGUUCGAGAAAACCCUGGAACAAACCCCUAGGGGCUACCUCACUUCCUUUGAGAUGUUUAACAGCACUUAUAAGCUCUAUACACAUAGUUACUUGGGAUUUGGAUUGAAAGCUGCAAGACUAGCAACCCUGGGAGCCCUGGAGACAGAAGGAAUUGAUGGACACACUUUCCGAAGUGCCUGUCUGCCGAGAUGGUUGGAAGCAGAGUGGAUCUUUGGGGGUGUGAAAUACCAGUAUGGUGGCAAUCAAGAAGGAGAGGUGGGCUUUGAGCCCUGCUAUGCGGAAGUGCUGAGGGUGGUGCAAGGAAAACUUCAUCAACCAGAUGAGGUCCAGAGAGGCUCCUUCUACGCUUUCUCUUACUACUAUGACCGAGCCGUGGACACAGACAUGAUUGAUUAUGAAAAGGGGGGUGUUUUAAAAGUUGAAGAUUUUGAGAGAAAAGCAAGGGAAGUGUGUGAUAACCUGGAAAACUUCACCUCAGGCAGUCCCUUCCUGUGCAUGGAUCUCAGUUACAUCACAGCCUUGUUGAAGGACGGCUUUGGCUUUGCGAGCAGCACCGUCUUACGGCUCACGAAGAAAGUGAACAACAUCGAGACCGGCUGGGCCUUGGGGGCCACCUUUCACCUGCUGCAGUCUCUGGGCAUCUCCCACUAAGGCGAUGCCAUUCCUCUGAGGCCUGCAUUUGCCAACAUUUUUAAAGGGAGAACGAGAGAGGAUUCUGUUGUGUUCUGAGCUAGUCUGGGGGCCACCUGGACUGAAGCCCAGCAGCUGGUUUCAUCAAGAGGAACGGGCUUUUGUAAACAAGUCUUGCCCUUGGGUCUAGAGAUUUGGGUUUAAUUAAUUUUACACAUCAAAUGUGAACUGUUUCCUAACCACUCUUCAUGCACAGCUGGUACCAGUAUCUAAAUCUUUGAGGUUCCUUGUGUAUCAGAGAGCCAAAAGUAACAGCUUUGGGACUUAUAACCUUGGGGAACCCAGGGAUGGAACCGUGGCAACCAAAGAAAAAUCUCAUUUCAGCCCUUUUAGUGCCUCAUCCCUUUGAACAUUUUAAUUAUCCUCUUAGAUGUUAAACUGAUGACAGUCCCAUGACCUUUUGACACUGGUGUUUUUCCUACACUUUGCCCUGUCCCACCUUUACUUCCACUUACCUGCCCUUAAAGAAAAAGGUUUUGCUUUCCAUGUGUAAUUCAGAGAAAAACACCAUAUCUGAAGUUACACGAUCCCACUUUGUGUUAGUGCCAACCCAGCAGCUGAGAGCAGCCAUUCUAAAUCUCAGCAGGAUGGAGAGCAACUCCUCAUUGGCCAGAAGGGGGACAUCCAGUUAAGGGGACACAUUUUGGGAGGGUGUGGCUGCCUUGUACAGACCGCCUUUUAAUCAACUUUUUAUCAGUCAACCCUCGGAUUAAUGAACACAUCCAAUCUUAUAUAAGGAGUAUGUGUGUUUCCACUGCAAAUACCUCCUCCUACGCUUGUGUUUAUAUUGUCAUCUUAAAUUUUAUUUCUUUGUAUUUCUAAUACAGCUAUACCCUGGCUUCUGGUAAGAGGCCUGUGGGUAUGCUUUCCAAGGACCUAGAUUUUGGUAAUAGCCCCUUUCAGCUUGCCCUUUUAGUCUCUUCAUAGCAGUGUCUCUUUCUGACCUGCCCCCUGAUCAUUUCAUUCUCUACAUAGCUGUCUAGUCCCAGGGUUUCUGAUACCCUUCCUGGUGACACAUUUGACUUGGUUGGCCAUCUUGGCCCACUUCCAUAUAGUUGAUGCUCACUUUGAAUAUUCAGCAUCUGAUUUUGUGAAUUAUUUCCCCUAAAGUCCAUUAUCUUGUUCUCUCCCACAUGACCAGCAUUUGCUUGUCUACCCAGUUGAUUGUUCUUGGACUUGGAAGAUCUUCCUGUAGUCUGGCUCUUUACCUCCAGCUGCCUUCCAGCAGAAUUGUAUCUCUACACACUUGUAGCUUCCACAGUAGACUCAGCUUUUUCACAUAAAUAUACUCGGCUCUCACACCA